CGCGAGAAUGAGAGAUGGACAGCGCGAGACGGGAGCGACAGCAAUAACAGGAAACUCGGUGGCGCUUUUAACGCUGAUGCUGCCGGUGACCAGCGGACCCCUCGACAAGACCCAAAUAAAACACGACAGGAAAGCGACGGACCGGGAGAUGCUUUCUGACUGACUAUUUCAUCCCGAAACCAUAAUUGAAUGCAAAAGGCGGCAAUGGAUUCCCCUUCGGAUCGAUUUCAUCAGCAGCCCUCCCAGAUGUGUCCCUUCGAACUGUAUCGCAGCUUGCCAGAUUCCAACCCCUCAAGCCACAGAUUUUCCCCCGGCAGUCUGUCUUCCCACCCGCUCUUCUCCCCUCUCAUGCACCCCAACAGCGUGUCCCAAAGGUGGGGUAGUUUCCGACAGCGUCAGGGCUUGUUCCCUGGGCUUCUGGUAGAUGAUGAUGUAAGUGAAGAGGACAUGUUUGGGAAGAGAGAGUUUGCCGUUAGGGCUACGCCAUCAUUGCAGCGCUGUCCGGAAGAACGGGGACAACGUUCGGCUACUGAGCCUGGAGACUGGGGGCAGGAUUUUGCUAGAGUCAGGAGACUCAGGAUGGACUCGGCAGCUAGAAGUGAAGAAGAAAUGAGGAGAGAAGGCAAGAGGGGGAGGAAGAGCACUGCCUCGGUUAGAAUGGACGAGAAGAAGGCAGCAGAACAAGGGAACAGGAGGGAAAGCAGGGAAGGUAGGAAACGACAGCGGCAAGAACUGAAGCUCCAGCUGGAGGAAACCAGAGGGAAACUUCUAGAACUCCAACGCAAGGUGUGGAAAGUGUACGGAGGGCAGGCGGAUGACGAGAAAGGAGGAGAGGAAGAACAAGAGAACGAACCGAUCAAUCUCGAUGAGGUUGCAGAGAUGUUUUCCGACAGCGAUGAUCCGCUAAUUGGCAGUGGUUUUUCACCUCCGCACUGUUCGUCUAAGAAACCCAGUGAAACUAAUGGCAAUGCCGGGAUGUUUCCAGAGACCUCUGUGGACCUGGAUUUGGAGUUAAAUGGUGAUCAGGUGUGGCUGGGAUGCAGCCUGAUCAGAGGUGAGUGGGAGAGCGCAGAAGGAGGUCAGAAGUUUGCUCAAGCCCUAAAACAGGAGCUGGCAAAUGUUGUGGCUCAAGUUAUUGACAGAGUUGUCCGUCUCUAUGCCGAAACCGACCCCUCAGCAGUCACAGUGUCCAAUGUUCCCAAAGAAACCAGCAUGACGUUAGAUCUAAACCCAGACCAGAGGCCGAGACCUCAUCUGUCAGAGCAGGUGGAAGCAUUGCCACUUCUCACAAAGAGUCCUCAAGACAAGAGGGCCCCUAUUGCUCAGAGUGUGCCCAAGGACCUCCUCCUCCCUCGAGCAAAUGCGAGCCUCCCUCCACUACCCCAGCCUCCUCUCCCGGCACUAUUACCUCCUAGGAGCAAAGACCACUUCCUACCCUCCUAUCCCCCAGACAACCCCGUUCCCCUGCCCCUUCUUCACUACACCAUGCAGAAUCUCUUCGCCCGCUCCCUCUCCAGUUUGCCUCUUCAUAAGGACUGCCUGUCUGAAUCUUUCAUGGACUUCCGUUCACACAACUCUGCGUUCCCACCCCUCCCUUUGCUGGGCCAGCUAGAACCCCCUCCGUCAGAUAGAGCGAGAGAAGGGGGGAUGAGGGGAGGCGGAGCAGGAGUGGUAGAUGGAGGAGAUGCAGCACUCUAUCUUGCUGCUGGGUCAUCUCAGGAAGGUCUCUCUCCGUGCCACCUGAAGAAAGCCAAACUCAUGUUCUUCUACGCACGCUACCCCAGCUCCAGCACACUCAAGACAUAUUUCCCUGAUGUCAAAUUCAAUCGCUGUGUCACUUCCCAGCUGAUUAAGUGGUUCAGUAACUUCCGGGAGUUCUUCUAUAUCCAGAUGGAGCGCUUUGCCCGUCAGGCAGCCAGAGAGGGGCUUGCAUCUGCCAGGGAAAGAGCACUCCGCCUGGGCAGAGACACUGAGCUCUACCGAAUUCUCAACAUGCACUACAAUAAGAGCAAUGAUUACCAGGUUCCAGAGAGGUUUGUGGAAGUGUCUGAAGUGGCCCUGAGGGAGUUUUUCACUGCCAUACAGAGUGGUCGGGAUGCUGAUCCGUGCUGGAAGAAGGCCAUCUACAAGAUCAUCUGUAAAUUAGACAGCCCGGUGCCUGACAGCUUCCGUCUGCCUGGCUGCCCCACGGACACCUACCGGAUGGGUUAAACAGAGUUUAUCACACACACAUGCACACACAUCCAUACCACAUGAAACACUGUGCACGGUUUGAUAUCAUGAGUGUGCACAGAGCAGUUAACAAGUAGUGACAAAGAACCAAGAAGGAAAUACUAAAUUGUUCUGUAAAGAUUGAGAACACUGAAUAAAUGGUUUAUUAUCAUUA
Messenger RNA from Carassius gibelio (silver crucian carp), 2386 nucleotides. RefSeq names its product prospero homeobox 3 (gene prox3). The record is from RefSeq and is a predicted model, not a curated record. Gene Ontology annotation, biological process: regulation of transcription by RNA polymerase II. Gene Ontology annotation, cellular component: nucleus. Gene Ontology annotation, molecular function: RNA polymerase II cis-regulatory region sequence-specific DNA binding; DNA-binding transcription factor activity, RNA polymerase II-specific. Bases 190 to 2211 code for a protein of 673 amino acids. The transcript is spliced from 5 exons. Lineage: Eukaryota; Metazoa; Chordata; Actinopteri; Cypriniformes; Cyprinidae.